This is a messenger RNA of Rhagoletis zephyria (snowberry fruit fly), 6162 nucleotides long. RefSeq names its product Ca(2+)/calmodulin-responsive adenylate cyclase-like. Gene Ontology annotation, molecular function: adenylate cyclase activity. Gene Ontology annotation, cellular component: plasma membrane. Gene Ontology annotation, biological process: intracellular signal transduction; cAMP biosynthetic process; adenylate cyclase-activating G protein-coupled receptor signaling pathway. The record is from RefSeq and is a predicted model, not a curated record. NCBI's taxonomy places the organism in Eukaryota, Metazoa, Arthropoda, Insecta, Diptera, Tephritidae.
CGGAGCUAUUUGGUUUUGUCGCUAUUGUCGCGACAAUUUUAGCAGAGUGACAAUUGUCAGCACAAUUGUCGACAAUAUUUCAUAAUAUCACUGUCGUUUUCUAAAAAUUUUCGCAGUUGCCUACAAGCGUAUAUGAAACAGAAAAAAUGUCGCCGACAAUUCUGGCAUUGAAAUUUUAUAGAAAAAUCGACAAUUGUCGCACCAGUCACUUUUAUGAUAUAGGCCCCUGAUUUACCGUAAAAUUGUCGCACAGAGUAAUCAGCAUUGAAAUAGCGGGGAAUACCUACUAAAUGCCUCACUCCCUCGUAAAACAAGCCGCUUUUCAAAAUGGUGUAAUGACUGUUAAAUAUCUGCGUCAAACGCGAAUACAGGUAAAGUAAAUGUACAUACUGCUCAUACACAUGGAUGUACAUAUGUGUGUACAUACGUAUUUGAAAGUCCUUGUUAUUUCUAUGAAAUUGUUGCGGCCAGAUACUAUUCAGAUUAUGCUGAUUAUAAAUUUAUUUUUCAUUCAUUAUGUAGAAUAUAAAGAUUUAAUCUAUGUCCUUCGCUUUGAUUAAAUUCAUUUUAUUUUUUAUUUUAUAUUUUGUCGCCUACCUUCACAGCUCAUCCAUUCCGCUCCAUUUGAUCUCAUUGGCGCGUAUUAUAAUUUUCAUGAUUGCAAUAUUGGUACAUGGACGUUUGGUUGAGUGGACGGCACGAUUGGAUUUCCUCUGGCAGCUGCAAGCAUCACAGGAGAAAAAGGAGAUGGACGUUUUACAGGAAUCAAAUAAACGGAUCUUACAUAAUUUGCUGCCAGCUCAUGUGGCUGCACAUUUUCUCGAUAACCAAUUUCGCAGCAAUAUGGUCAAUCCCUCACAGGAACUCUAUCAUCAAAGCUAUGCUAAAGUCGGUGUUAUUUUCGCUUCGGUACCGAACUUCCAUGAGUUCUACACAGAAAUGGAUGGAUCGGAUCAAGGAUUGGAGUGUCUGCGAUUGUUGAAUGAGAUAAUUGCGGAUUUCGAUGAGCUUUUGAAAGAAGAUCGUUUCCAUGGCAUUGAUAAAAUCAAAACUGUUGGCAGUACUUACAUGGCUGUCGUGGGCCUUAUACCUGAAUAUCGCAUCAACGCCAAUGAUCCCAAUUCGGUGCGUCGCCACAUGACAGCUUUAGUCGAAUAUGUGAAAGCAAUGCGACUAUCCUUGCAGGAAAUCAACAGUCACUCAUAUAACAAUUUUAUGUUGCGUGUUGGUAUUAAUAUUGGUCCUGUGGUGGCUGGUGUGAUUGGUGCACGUAAGCCACAAUACGACAUUUGGGGUAAUACCGUAAAUGUUGCCAGCCGCAUGGACUCUACAGGCAUACCUGGUUACACACAAGUGACACAGGAGGUCGUGGACAGCCUGCAGGGCUCACACUUCGAGUUUCGCUGUCGCGGCACCAUCAAGGUCAAAGGCAAAGGCGAUAUGGUCACAUAUUUUCUAUGCGACUCUUCGAAUAAUGGCCUCAAUGGCGAGGUGCGCAACGCUAUGAUCGCCAAUCGUGCCAUCACACAAAAUGGCAACGGCUAUGCGUCACAACAGCAGCAACAACAACAGCAACAGACACAAUCGAAUGGCUUGCAUGCCCACGCUGCGGAAUAUUAUCAGAAGCAAUCGCAGCUGCAAGAUAACAGCUAUCAGCUCAACAUGAACAGUGAGACCUACAACAUUAAGAAAGAUAACUACGGUUACAACAACAUGGACACAAGCCAAAUGCUGUUGAAAACUUCACCAAAUGCAGUGCAGGAAGAGCAACAACAAUUGCUUUUACAUCAGCAGCAAGCUAUGCCACAACAAUACCAGCAUCAUUUGGCGCAGCAGCAACAACAGCGCUUGAAUAGUAAAUUGCAAAAGCAACCGAAUUUUAUUGCCAACGGUGGCCUCCCGAAUAUACGAGAAAAUGGUCACAAUGGCGAACAUAAUGGCAGUAAUGGCGGUAGCAAUGGUGUUGGUGGUUAUGCCUACAAUGGCUACCAUCCAGCCCAGCAACAAACACAGCAGCAAUACAACAACGGCGGCUAUGUACAUCAUCAGCGAUCACAUUCCUCCAGUUCGAUGGGUGGCGGCGGUGGUGGCAUUGGUGUUAUGGGUGUGAUUACAAUGGCAGCGUCUUCUUCCCCCGCCCUACCCACACAACAACAACAACAAAUACCAGUACCAGUUCCAGUACCAGCACAAGCCACACCCUCCAUGGUAAUUUUACGCGAACAAUUUAAUAUAAUUGAAAAUCCCGGUGGUAAUCGGCUUGAGUACAUUAAUCAUGACCCCUACGCCCAGGUGGAAAGCUAUAACAAUUUAUUUGGUAACGGUAAUGGUGGUGGUGUUGUAAGCGCUGGUGGUAGGCGUGAACCGCAUGCUGCACGCAAUUACCAUCUAAUGCAUCACAACAAACAGCAUUCGUCGUCAUAUAGCACGAAUAGUAAUUGUUUGAAUUAUAAUAAUUGCCGUGAAAGUGAACCAUUGUUGCAUGCCGCACCAGUUGCCAAGAUAAUGCCAAUGCAACAACAGCAUCCCCAAGCAUAUCCACCUAAAUACGAACCUCCACGUUACACAUGUCCUAAUACCAUAAUGCUACAACAGCAACAUCAACAACAUUUGCAACAACAACUUCAGCUGCAACAUCACCAUCAUCAGCAGCAACAACUACAUCAACAAUAUCCACUAUAUUCCCAACAUCCUCAACCGCCAUUACCAGUUCCACCACCCAAACCCACAAAUCUAAAUGCAUCCUCAUUAGCCACAGCCUCAGUGUCAGCCUCAGCAUCAGCCUCACUGAAACAGAAUACACCUCUCUUACGCACUACCUACAUGAAGCCGCUGCCGAAGUUGCCAACCGAGAUCGAAGAGAGCCGUGAGAUGUCUUCCACCGAUGAUCUCAGUUCACGCCCACAUUCACCAUCGAUGAGUUCCUCAGAUGAGAGUUAUUCAAAGACGACCGAAGGCGAGGGUGACGAGGACUCACCGCGUAUUACAGCCAAGGGCCAGCAUAAUCAUCACCAACGCAACGGUGCCAAUCCUUUGCAGUGGUUAUAUCCAUGCGACAUUCAAGUGGAUCCUACGUCGCCAGUAGUCGACAUGUCAAAUCUAAAAGACUUUGAAGUCAGCUCGACAACAGAGAGUCAAGGUCAACAGACGAAUACCACACACAACAAAGGUGAUUCCUGCAAUAGUUUUGAGUACCAAGACCGCGUUUUGCUUGCCGUAGGUAAAAAGCAAGCCAGUAACGGCGGCAGUGGUAGCAACGGUGGUGGGGGCAAUGGUGGCGGCUCCACAUCAGCUAGCAACUCGGCGAAGUCGCCAUUCGAGAGGGAAUUGCAGAGACUUUUGAAUGAAUCAUCACGUGCGCGUGCACUUGCUGCCGCCACCUCUUCACCAGGCGGCAACAUCACAUCCGUUUCGAACUCCAACACCAAUCCCGAAGGCAAUACGACAAGCAACAGCAGUAGCCGCAAUAACAUUGAGUUGAGCUACUCGGCGAGUAACAGUAAAUUGAGCUCGAAUAACGGACUAGCAGCUGGUGGCAGCGGUAGUAAUGGCAACCUCAGCGGCAGCAACUCGAUGAGUGGCAACAACAACCAAAAGUCGUUAACCACGACGAUGCUGGAUGAUCUUACUUCGCCAACAACGGGUCGUCAGCCAUCGAAAAUACCGAUCAGCACGAGUUUUAUGAUUGCCAAACACCCGGUGGGCUUGGAGGCCAUAAAGGAAAUUACGCGAAAUAAGAAUCCAUCAGAAUCAAGCCAAAUGCAAACUUCCGAUACGGAAUCCUGUGAAAUAUUGCAUGAAAACUGCAAUCAGCUAAAUUUGAACAUACUUGACGCAGUCAACAACCAGUCAUCCACAUCAACAGGCACAAAUUAUCGGGAAACAAAUCAUAUGCAGCCACAGGCAAAGGAUCACAACCAUCGACAUCGCCAGCGUCCACGUUCUAAGGACCUCGAUCAGAGUCGGGAGAGUCUCGAUCAGUUGGCCGAUGUUGGCGAGCAGCAGCAACCUCAGCGUCAUGUGCGUCACCAUCAUCAUCACCACCACCAUCACCAUCAACGACCGCGUGCUAAUCAUACAGCGGCGCUGAAUAAUGACACUGAACUCGAUGAUACCGAAGAUAAUUUGGCUGACGAAGAAUUCGAAGAUGAUGAGGUGGGACGUGACGUACGGAAGAAACGUUUGGUUACAAUUUUAACGGACGAGCAACAUGUCAAUAAGAUUAGCAGCGGUGGUCUUAGCUCGUACGAAGAUGAGGAAGAUGAACACGAAGUUAACGCGUAUAACCAUAAAAACGACGAUAAUGCUGACUACGGAGAUGACGAUGAUGAAGAUCGGCAUGUCGAAAUGAAUGUGAUAAACGAUGAACUUAAGUACGGUGCGGGACAUCAUAAUCACCAGUCGAUGGACUCGAAUCCUUUGGAAAGUCAAUCAGAGUGGUCAGAUGAUGAUUGCCGCGAAGAGGCUACCGGUGGCGCCGAGUCAACGGGCUACAUAACCGAUGAACCGGGCUUGGAAAAUAUAUCAUUGCUUAACGAAGCCGGUCUCACAGACGCCGAAGGCGCCCUAUCCGAUGUCAAUUCACUUUACAAUGCACCCGAUGUGGACGAUACAUCGGUAUCGAGUCGUGCCAGUUCACGACUACUCAGUUUGGAUUCGCUGAGUGGUCUGUACGAUUGCGAUUUGGAUUCAAAACAUGAAAUGGCGAUUGUAAAUGUUUCGCACAAAAUCACUAAUAAAUUUGGACCACAGCAACAAAGUUAAUUACAACACGUAAAGCUGCUAGUGUAAAAAGAAUCCUAAGGUGAAAGAAGCAACUAACUGCAAUUACAAAUACUUACAUAUGUGCACAAGUAUUUAGUACUCAAGCACAUGAUAUAGUGAUAAGAAUGGUGUAAAUUAUUUUUCGGUGAAUAUACUGUAGCCCUUUCCCGUGAUCUAACUAUUUAUGUAUGAAUCAAGCUACAUUAAUAAGUAGUGGAAAGUUUUAGAAAUUUACACGAGAAAUUUAGAAGAAGAAAUACGUUUAAAAAGUUACUGAAAUCGAGUGUAGUAACGAAAAAUAAAAUGGCGGGAAAAUUGGUGCCUCCGAGACAGUUAAUAGAUAAGCGAAAAAAGUGCAAGUAAAGUGCGAGAAGAAGUCAUAGUACUAGUAUGUGUAGAAAUGAUAGCACAACAAAUAAAUACAUAAUGUUGAAUUUAGAAACUAGCAGUAGGUGCUAAAGAAGAAUACUUAUCAACAUAGAACUUAUGUAGUAUGCAGAGUUGCCAGAACUCAACGUUUACCAACAAAUCUGUAAUAAGUUUAUAUUAAGUAAAAUCUGCAUGUAUAUUUAUUUAGAUAUAAGAAUUCAUGUGUAUAAAAAACAUUGUACAUACAUAUAGAAGCAUUUGUCAGAGAAUGCUUUAAAUGACUUUAAACAAGAAAGAAAAUUAGUACUAAAUAAACGUAGGCACUUGCAUAACUGUUUGCAAAGAAGUAUUGUAACCAAGUAACUAGAUAGGUUCGAGUAUAUGUAACUUUGAUUGAGUCAGUGGUAAUAUAAAUAUGUACACGCUCUCAAGUCCUUUUAGGAUAUACAACCAAAAUUGAGGCAAACUAAUUGACAAACAAGUAUACAUGCACAUGUAUACGUAAUUAGAAUUAUUAUCAUAAAAAUUAUACAGUUAUGAUAAUAUAUGUACUUAUGUGUAUAUACAUACAUAGAUGUCUAUGUUAAAAAUAUGGUAAUUAUAGAAUUAUAAUUUGCGCAGUCAAACCCUUGAGUGCUCUACAAUUACUCAAAGAAAAAUGUAAUGCUGAUAUACAUAGGUACAAAGAUACUUAAACUAUGAUUAUGUAUACAUACUUAAAUUAGCUGUACUAAAACUUACUUGCAUUGAGUACAUACAUAUAUGUAUAAAUACAUACAUACAGACUUAUGCGACACUGCAGCGGCACUACGCGAGAUUUUUGACGCUGUUUUUUUAACUUUUUUCAAAGAUUGGUUUAAGGAAAACUUGAAUAACGUAGCCAAAACUACACCUAUUUAUACUUAUGAGGUAUCAUUGGAAAGGUAUUUUCUUACACUUCUUUGCAAAUAAACUCAUUUAAAGUGUUCAAGAGUAAGAUAAGAUGAGCGUCGUUCCAAGUUGAACUAAGAGCUGUUGAUAUUUGCAAAA